Molecule: messenger RNA, 2334 nt
Organism: Podarcis raffonei (Aeolian wall lizard)
Lineage: Eukaryota; Metazoa; Chordata; Lepidosauria; Squamata; Lacertidae
Gene: CCR6
Product: C-C motif chemokine receptor 6
Exons: 3
Coding region: 359-1420 (353 amino acids)
Biological process (GO): chemotaxis; G protein-coupled receptor signaling pathway; thymocyte migration
Cellular component (GO): membrane
Molecular function (GO): chemokine binding; scavenger receptor activity; chemokine receptor activity
Source: RefSeq, a predicted model, not a curated record
GGCUGGGUUUCCCCAACCACUCUGGGUGGCUUCCAACAAAGAUUAAAAAUACAUUAAAAUGUCACACAUUAAAAACUUCCCUAAACAGGGCUGUAGGACCUUAUUUGAGGGUUGUGCUUUUUGUGUUUUUAAUGUUGUUCUUUAAUGUUGUGACUUUCCAUGGAACCUUAGGGUGAAGGGCGGGAAAUAGAUAACAAGAAGAAGAAGAAGAGGAGGAGGAGGAAGAAGUGAAAGCUGCUUCUGUAUGUAGAUCACCUUGGCUGCACUGGAGGAAAAAGAAACUUUCCGUAAAUCCAACUGAACUGUCACUGCUAUUGCUACAAGUCUUCUCUGGUCAAAAGAAAGACAGAGCACCAUAAUGAGUGGGGAAGAAUCAACCAUCGCAGAUUAUUCUGAUUUGUAUGCUGAGAUUGCAAUGCCAUGUGACAAGGAUGAAGUCAGAAACUUCACAAAAGCCUUUCUUCCCAUUGCUUACUCCCUGAUCUGUGUCCUGGGGUUCGUGGGAAAUAUGUUUGUAGUGAUAACAUUUGUUUUAUAUAAGAGGUCUGAUUCUAUAACUGAUGUCUGCCUCUGCAAUAUGGCUAUUGUGGACAUAUUGUUUGUUCUCACUCUUCCUUUCUGGGCAGUGAACUACGCUCUGGACAACUGGAUUUUUGGGGAUUUCCUCUGCAAGCUCACCAAAGGUAUCUAUGCCAUUAACUUCAACUGUGGCAUGUUGCUCUUGGCCUGCAUAAGCAUAGACAGGUAUGUUGCCAUUGUGCAGGCCAUAAAGUCAUUUAAGCUUCGGGCAAGGUGUCUAGCCCACAGCAAAGUGAUCUGUUUGGCUGUCUGGGUCUCCUCUAUGUUAAUCUCAAGUGCUACUUUCAUGUUCAGUGAAAGCUACGCACUUCCAGGCAAUGCAACCACAUACAUUUGUGAUCACAAAUCCAGUGCAAAAUCCAAUGUACAACUGAAAUUGCUGAUAUUAAGUUUCCAGCUUUUAUUUGGAUUUUUUGUCCCUCUGUUGUUCAUGGUUUUUUGCUACACCUUCAUUGUCAGAACCUUAGUGCAGGCUCAGAACUCCAAAAGAAGCAAAGCUAUACGUGUGAUUAUCUCUAUCGUAGUUGUUUUUCUGCUGUGCCAAGUUCCCUACAAUAUGGUUCUCCUGGUGACGGCAGAAUCUAUGGGGAAACUGGACAAAGCUUGCCAGAGUGAAAAGCAAUUGGCUUACGCAAAAUACGUAACGGAAACUCUGGCUUUCCUGCACUGUGGUAUGAACCCUGUGCUCUAUGCAUUCAUUGGUGUGAAGUUCAGGAACUACUUUGUGAAAAUAAUUACAAGCCUAUACUGUGUGAGACAUAUGAACUGUGGAACUACCCCUGGUUCAAAGGUAAGUUCCGAUACUGUCCACUCCAGACAGACAAGUGAAGUUUGUGAAUGACAUAAUGGAUUAUUGUGUAUACAACAUGGUUACCCUCGGGUAGAAUCAUUAUUCAGGCCUCACACAGAUAUGCUGGCUUCUUUAUACUGUUCAAAUCAGCUCAUUUAAUACAUCAUGCCCGUAUAAGCUUCUGCCACAGAAAACUGGUCAGUUUCAAAGGUAGCUAAUAGCUCUUUACACAUUUCAAAUAAAGCCAGUCUCUCUGUUCCCAUAGCGGGACCAGGUUUCCGGGUGUUUGCAUGCGUACCUCUUCUCUUCAGACAUACCAGAAAAACACAAGGUUGCCAUCUUCUGGAAAUGCAGGGACUCGUUUCUUCCUUUAAUGGGUGCAGCUGGCUCCUGUGUUUGUUUUGUUAUAGUUCCACUUCAGCUAUUGAUAUUAUAAGAAUUAUCAAAAGUGUACUGUUAUGCUUUGCUUUCUUGAAUUGGCUAAGUUGUUAGCAAUGGCACCUGUUGACCACUGGGAAUAGGCUUUUCUUUUGCUGAUUGAAAUAGGCGUGGUUCCCCUCUCUGGCCCGUAAAAGGGUUUUAGAAUUAUAAUUUGUAUUAAUUUUAUCAUAUGUAGUCAAAAAUGCAAAAACGAAGGGUAAUGAGGGGACAAAAGAUAAAGGACCCAUUUGAGAAGGUAUAGGAAGUUUUUUUUAUUGCUUAGUCAAGUGUAAACGACAAUGACUGCCCUCCAUCCCUGAUAUACCAGACUAUAGACAUUGGGAGUUAUUUUCUCUCUUUGUCUUGAAACCUUGUAAAGAAAAACGCUGUAAAUGAACUUUAAAGGAGAAAAUGUUUAAGAUUAUCAGUAUAUAUAGUCACUGAGGUGCCUUAGACCUGUUAAUACUGUUCCUUUGCGCCUGUUUUGUUAUGCUUGAUUUUCAAUUUGUAUUUUCAAAAAAGUUGAAUAAAGAAAUAAAUGAUAA